Cercopithifilaria johnstoni is the source of this 2823-nucleotide messenger RNA. The record is from the annotation of a GenBank genome assembly. NCBI's taxonomy places the organism in Eukaryota, Metazoa, Nematoda, Chromadorea, Rhabditida, Onchocercidae.
AUGCAACGAUCAGGUGUGGAUCAAAAAAUUCUCAAGACUCUACUGAAGUUGCAGAGGGAACUUGAUAUCACAGCAGAUCAGCAAUUCAUGUGGUUGUGCCUAUUACCAAACACUUUGAAAGAGAAAUGGGCUUUGCUUGCCUCAGUAAUACCUGCGUUGAAAUGUGAUGAAAUAUGGAUAAGUUGUGAAAAUAUAUUGAUGUCAGUCCUGUGGAGAGCUCAAGCGCAUCAUUCUAGUGGCUCCAUGACAUCUGACUGCUUGCUUGCAUGGUUCAUUAGUAAUUGUAUUGAUCGUCAAAACUGUGCUCGUUUCCUGGCGAACUGCUUGGUAUCUUCCAAUCGAAUGCGCCGCUUAAACUGUUCACGGUUUUGGCUGGCGAAAUUGAAUAGUACUAUCAAGUCUAAAUUGAUAAUGGAAGAAACUGCUGAAGUUAUCUUGCAAAUGAUUUCGACAGAAAAUCAAUCUUUCGAGCAAGCCAACGAGGACUGUUAUCUUACUGAAGAGGAAAUGUCUGAUUUGAUUUACAUGGAUAAUUUCUCGAAUCCAGAAAAAGAAGAAAUGGUUUGGAUGCGUUAUGAUCGUCUUUUAUAUGGAUGGAUUUCUAUUCAAAAAUUUUUUAUUCGUGCAUUGAGAAGCAAUGAAAUUGGCUUAUUGCACGAUUGCUUGACUUCAUAUCAUUCAUUAUUACGUCUAGAUGCACUUGAAUUAUCGAAAAAACUGAUGAAUAAGAAAUUGUUCGAUUGGUCUCGUCAAUUCGGUAGUGUGAAAUCCUUUGUGCUGCAAAACUUGAAUACCACUGAUUCCAAUUUCUAUGUAGCACUCCUGGACCUUGUACGUAUCUCGAAUGCAAAAGCACGUAAGCGUUUGGAAGUGGCUUUGCUUAAAGAGCUUGAUGGUAUUUGGAAUGAUCGAGGUCGAUCGUAUCAGACUGCGUUUGUUCUGGAACUUCUUACGCAGUGCGGUUUUGAUAAAUGGUUUGCUUUUACACCGUUGAUGGAUUCAAUUUUUAACAGUGGCAUUGCAAAUAUAAGGAUAAAACUAAUGAUGUGUUUGUCACCUUCGAAGUUUGAUUCUCAUAUUUUUCUGACCCGUAAAUUUGUGGAAAUGCUCAAUAAUGAUAGCACGGAUGGUUUAAGUUAUCUCGUGAAAAUAAUGUUGCAAUUCAAAGAACCGAAAGAGAUUUUCGAUUUGAUGAAGAAAACUAAGCACAAAGAUUCGAAUGGUGUAAAGAUUGCAUUGACUUCACUGAUAGAGAAUUUUGCUGGCGAAUCCGUUUUUGAUCCUUCUUUCUGGUGUGACGUUUGUGUUAAAUCCAACAUUGAUUUGGUUUCAUUCAGUGGCAGUAAAUAUAGUGGGCAAUGCGUAUCACUUCCUGAACUGUACAGAAGACUGUAUCCUUCAGCUUCUCCAACACUGAUGAUAAGCGAUGAACAACGUAAAGCAGUCGAUCAGUACUACCAUACCUUAAAAAUAAAUUGCGAAAUGUUGGCAUCUUUAUGCGAAACGAUAAGAACGAAGAAUAUUAUUACAAAUGCAUACAAUUCAGUAUGGAGUGUAUUGAUGCAAAGCCAUCAUAAAGGUGUAGUCAAUGAUUGUAGCACCUGUUUCAAUAGAAUAACGGCUUGUUGUAUGGUGAAUGAUUUCGGUGAUGUAGCAUAUCAGUAUCUCGAGAAAACGAAACGGUUGUCUGUGAAUCUUCAAUGCACGACUCGUAAUUUGGCAUUUUGCUUGGUGUUUAAGAUAUUUCAUGAAGUAUUGGGUAUUGGUAACAGUAUUAUUGACUUUAUGUUUGAAAAUGUCCGAGCAUGUAUGCCAAUAAUAGCUGUGCGACUAAUGAAAGUACUAAAAACUUUCCUAUAUACGGCAAGUUUUGAUGUGACUUAUUGCAGUGUAAAAAUUUUUAAAUCGGUGUUAGAUUUCUAUCGAACAGGUAACAGUAUGGUACGAAAUGCAGCUUGUCACUGCUAUGCUGCAUUGGUUCACAAACUCAUAGAUGAUACAGAAUAUGGGAUUUCCCUCUUUACAUUUAUCUUACGAUACAACUUAUUGUGGUAUGAAUAUUGCCAACAACUGGAACAAACAACAUCACACGAUCCAGCUUUAAUAUUGUUGCUUUCAUUACUGGAAAAAUUGCGCUUUGUGAGCGAAUCAUUUUACACUACAACUCAAUUAAAACAUCUGCAGUCGAUGAUAAAUAAACUUGUUUCUCUACUCGUAGUGAGCCCUAAUUUACGAAUCAAUCAUUUACUAGUAUCUUCUUUAUUACGUCUGACACCAUGUAGAAGAAGACUGACACACCGACUGAGAAGGAUCAUGGAACAUAAUUUGCCGUUGAAUAUUAAGACUGCUCUGAGCUAUGCUGUCUCAGAAUUAGAGGCAAUGGAAUUCCUGGACUUACCAUCCGAUUCACUUUAUUUUUUCUAUCCUCAUUCUACUGCUUUGCUGCCUAGUUUGAUUCAGAAAACUCAUAAAAUGCUGACUGAUAGCACUUUGGAGCUCUUUGAUCACUUUGGGACUUUACUUACGGAAAUUGAAAAACAUGCUUAUUCAUCAAAAGAAUUAUGGCGGUUGCAUGCGGCACAUGCUUUAGUGAUACUUUCGCGUACUUCAUGCAUCAUGUUGAUUCAUUUCCAUUCUUAUCGAUACAGGUUUAUAUCUUGUUGUCACUCGCUUCUGUCGGAUGAGGUUGAUUGUAUCAAGCGCGUUGCAUUCCGCGCGGUUAAUGCAUGCUGCGAUGGAACUAUCUUAUCCUAUUCGUGGAAUCCAGCUAUGAGAUUGAAGGCAUCAAUGUGUGUGUCAGAGGAUGCCCCAACAAACAAAUAG